Trypanosoma brucei brucei TREU927 is the source of this 2235-nucleotide messenger RNA. RefSeq lists its product as hypothetical. NCBI's taxonomy places the organism in Eukaryota, Euglenozoa, Kinetoplastea, Trypanosomatida, Trypanosomatidae. Gene Ontology annotation, molecular function: small GTPase binding; GTPase activator activity. Gene Ontology annotation, biological process: activation of GTPase activity; nucleocytoplasmic transport. The coding region runs from base 1 to 2235 and encodes 744 amino acids. Gene Ontology annotation, cellular component: nucleus; perinuclear region of cytoplasm; cytosol. The transcript has a single exon. The record is from RefSeq and is a predicted model, not a curated record.
AUGGAGACAUCGAUCGGCUUAACGGGGGAGCAGGUGUAUGGUGACCUUUACCAUGCAUGGCUCAAAGACACGGGGAAGAAGAACACGGACGACUCCAUGAAGUUGUUUCGGGAGGUAAUGGAGCGUGGAUUUCGCGAUAAGCAAAUAACUCUCCGUAAGGAGCGACUCGGUGCGAACGUCGCUGCAAGUCUUGCUGCGCUAUUGCACCGGACUCCUCUCAACCGUUUAGAUCUUCACGGCAAUACACUGCGAGAUAGCGGUUGUGAGACGAUCGCAUAUCUCAUCCGUGACAUGCCCAACUUAACUUAUCUCGACCUUGGAGCGAAUGAUAUUGGCCCGUUAGGCAUACAAACGCUCAGUUAUGUGCUGGGAGGGCACAAAAAGCUGCAGACGGUGAUCUUGGGUUCCUCCAAACACGAUGCCUAUGCCAACCGUAUCAACGCCUCUAGCGCUGUCAUUCUGUUGGAGGGAUGUCUGCGUAGUCGCACACUGCGGCACUUGGACCUGAGUGGAAGUGUUAUUGGCCAAUGUCAGGGAAGGAUGCGUGAUUUCAGCUUGAUGGCGGGGACCUCAUCGAGUGGCGCUUCAUUCCAGGGAGGAGCGCUUUCCAAGGGAGCCUUUCAGCCCACUUCCCCGGGGUCACGGAAGAAUGCGCCCGCAGUGUCGAAAUCCGGGUACACGGCAGCGUCCUUCGGUGGUGGUGGGAGUACGGGUGCCGCCCUCAGCAGCGGUGCAACUGGUGAGGAUCACAAUGGUCUGAAAAGCUCCGGCGAGCGGCAUCAUCGUCCGGUGGAUGUGCUGGCCGAGUUAAUUAGCACAUCGACCACCCUCACCACGUUGAAGUUACGGGAGGUGAUGCUGUCUACGCCGGAGGCACUGCGCCUCAUCCGUGCUGCAACGGAAAGCUGCAGCUUGGCUUACAUCGAUCUUACCGGUAACUCUCUCACACGGUCGGUGGGCGAUGCUUUCGGCGACUUGGUGCGAGCACGCACGCUCAUGCAGAGCCCUUCUGUGCUGCACACCAUCUUACUGAACGACAACCCCCUCAUGCGCCCUAACGCUGGCAUGCCAGCGCCACGACUAUUCUCCGCGCUGUCCAGUGACCGUGUGGUGGUAAAAUUGCACUUAGAUAGCUGCGGCAUUGAUGACGCGGCUAUAGAGCCUCUUUGCGAAGCACUUCUUGGAAGUACCAGCGUCUUGCAGUCAUUGCAUUUAAUGAAUAACGCCAUUACGUCGCGUGGUGCUUCUCUGCUUUCUAGCGUUUUGGUCCGUCAUACACGUUUGCAGGAUGUCUCACUGGAGGGGAAUGUGAUAAAGGAUGAAGGGAUUUGUUCUCUAGCCCGGAUGUUGGAGGUCAACUGCACUCUGCUUUCACUUAACAUCGCUAGAACGUGGAUGGGAGAGCGCGGCAUAAUUGCACUUGGCGUAUCACUUGUAAAGAAUAGAAAACUUCAGCGCCUGAAGAUUGACCAUAAUCACUUUACUGACGAAUCUUGUGAAUCAUUUACCGCGCUUCUAGAGAGCAACCGUUCUCUUCAGUGCUGCAGUUUGAAUGGAAACAGCGUGGGGUAUCAUACCGUGCUGCGCGCAGAGAAAAUUACCGCCCGUAAUCUCGAGGAAUUCCGCAAUAUGGAGAGGGUGGAGCUGGAGAAGGAUGUCAUUCAUUUGCACUAUCAAAUUUACAAGGUUGAUGAGGCGCGCGUGGAGUUGGAAAACCUUCGCCAGCGGAAAGCAGAGGUUGGCCGGGCGCUAGACGCGUUUGAGAUUCAGCACAAGCAGGAGACAGGAGACGUCGCUAAGAGACUGCAAGACCUUCAGGAGAUGCUCGACACCUGCGUAGAAAAGGAAAACCAUUGCUUAAGUGAGAAGCAGCGCCUUGAUGAUGAGCUCCACCAGGCAUAUAAGCGUGCGGAAGUGGACAUGGAGUUGUUGAAGGAGCGGCUCGUUGUGGAAGCAGUGCAGCGUGAAAAGGCGGAAGAGGACCUGCGUGCUCUUAAGGCACAGUUAGAGGACAUGAUGAACAAUGGUGCGGGACGUGAGGAAGCUAAGCGGAAGCAGUUGCAGGAUGUUAAUGAGGAUCAGCGACGGUGGAGUGCUCAGCGAAAGGAGUAUCGCAAUGCCAUUUCGGAGGCGGCGGCUGCCGUGGCUGAGUUGGAGGAGAGGAUCAAGGAAGAUUCAAAGAAAGAGGGCCCAAAGAAAAGUUCGAAGAAAGGCAAGGGAAGCAAGAAGAAAUAG